AUGGCCGUCUUGUUGUAUUGCUAUGGUUCUUUGGUGAGGGGGCUUUACUUCACCAACACCUUUUGCCAAGAAAUAGACACAGAAAGACGUGCUGAGAAACGAAAACUUGUCAUCACAUUUAUCUUGUAACCGUCGUAUUUUUCCUCGGUUACACACUAACUGCAGUUUCUUACGCGUUCAUUACAACAGAAGAGGAAACGCUAGAACUCACAUUUUACGAUCAGUUUACUUCCGUGGCUGAUUUUGUGUUUGUUUGCAGUUCAUGUUUUAACCCCAUUAUUUACGCCUUUCGCAGCACUAGCUUUAAAGAAGGGCUCAAACCCACGAUUUUAUGUUGCAAUUCAUGCUAA
This is a messenger RNA of Porites lobata, 350 nucleotides long. Lineage: Eukaryota; Metazoa; Cnidaria; Anthozoa; Scleractinia; Poritidae. The record is from the annotation of a GenBank genome assembly.